AUGGACCGACAUCAGCCCGAGUCUCUCUCUGAUGGAUCUACGGCAUGUCACAAUGAUGAGCACAAAAAACCUUUGAAACCAAGCAAAUUGCUUUUGGCGACCUUGUACUUUGGUGCAUUUCUAGGAACAACCGAUGAGAGCUUCGUGCUUAUUACCUCCCACCACAUCGCACAAGAUUUAGGGCAAGCUUCGUCUGCAUUUUGGCUCAUAACAGGGUAUAACCUUGGUUAUUCGAUAGCACUGCCAAUCUACGGUAGGAUCUAUGAGAUUUUAGGUCAACUAAAGGCCUUCCUGCUUGCCUACGUGUUAUAUGCAGUUGGGGCCGCCGUGAUGGGCUCCGCAAAGCCUUUGCCUGUAGCAAUUAUCGGGCGGCUCUUGGCGGGCCUUGGUGGGGCCGGGAUGGUAGAUCUUGCGUCAGUUGCUUUGAACGAGAUGGCGGACCUACGGCAGGUGGCUGUACUGAGAAGUUACCUUAUGGCCUGCAUCGUCCUUGGAGGACUUGCUGGUGCCCCUUUGGGGGCCUUUCUUACCAGUGUAUUAGGAUGGAGAAUAUCGUUUUUCCUCCAUAUACCGUUAGUAUUUAUUUGCGCUAUCAUCACUACAUUCAAGCUCUUUGCCGGUUCCAGGGCCUCGUCAAAAGAAACAGGCCACAGGAAUGAAGAGAAUUGCCCAAAGAAGCCGGCUACAGAUCGCCCGUCGCUCGAUAUGGGAGGAAUCAUCACCUUGACCUGCACUAUCGUCGCCUUUGUUCUUCUUAUUCAGCUUUCAACGGAGUACGAUCUGAGCGGUUCUCACAUAGGUAUUCCUAUAGGUCUUGGGGUUGCUCUUCUGGUCUGUGCCACACUAUUCGGCAUCGUUGAAGUCAAAUGGGCUAGCAACCCUGUGAUUCCGUUCCAACUUGUGAAGACCACUCAAGUUGGUCAGAUAUGGGGUGCCACCUUCUUCUCCUCGAUGGCCAACUUUGUUCUGAUCCCUCUCUCCUACAAGCUGGCUUCUACUAUCAGUCCAUAUUUUGUCCAAACUCACGAGUUGACAACAGCGCAGAGCGGACUCAGUCUUAUACCUCAAUCAGUGGGAGCUACUAUUGGGGCUAUCCUGACAGGCAUUAUUGUGAAACGCACGGGGCGUUAUAAGGCGUGUGCCAUAAUCGGACUCUGUGUCGCCAUUGUGAGUCACGUAAUAAUUAUUGUUCGUUGGUCAGUCUUCGAGCCAUUUAUGUGGGAGUUGAUAUACACAGCAACUGCCGGGUUCGGGGCUACAAUGAGCUGCUCAGCCCAAUUUGUUGCGCUGAGCUCUGCUGUUUCUGAGAAACAAAUUACCGUCGCCAUCACGUCGUACUAUCUUUUCCAGCAAAUUGGGAACAUGAUUGGUAUUGCUUUGACACAACCUCUGCAGCGCCUCUUGUUCGAAAAGCUGCUUGGGAAAAAGAUUGGAACAGAUUUGGAAGCAGCAAAGGUAUGA
Molecule: messenger RNA, 1461 nt
Organism: Penicillium verrucosum
Lineage: Eukaryota; Fungi; Ascomycota; Eurotiomycetes; Eurotiales; Aspergillaceae
Exons: 7
Coding region: 1-1461 (486 amino acids)
Biological process (GO): transmembrane transport; basic amino acid transport
Cellular component (GO): fungal-type vacuole membrane
Molecular function (GO): basic amino acid transmembrane transporter activity
Source: RefSeq, a predicted model, not a curated record